AUGGACGAGCUACUGAACGAUGUGGUAAGUGCGGAAAAUCAAGCAGGUCAAGGCGGGGCAGAGUCCGAGAGACUGGUCACGCCCGAAGACGUUAUGACCAUAUCUUCCUUGGAACAGCGGACUUUGAAUCCUGAUUUGUUUCUAUAUAAGGAAUUGGUGAAGGCACAUCUGGGUGAGAGGGCUGCCUCUGUGGUCGGAAUGCUGGUUGCACUGGGCAGAUUGAGUGUUCGGGAGUUGGAGGAGAAGAUAGAUGGCAUGGAUACGGAGAGCAUCAAGACCACGUUAGUGUCAUUGACGCAAUUGAGGUGUGUUAAGUUUUUGCAAGAAACAGCGAUUUCCGGGAAAAAAACCACCUAUUAUUAUUAUAACGAGGAAGGAAUUCAUCUUUUGCUUUACUCAGGGUUGAUUAUUGACGAAAUUACAUCUCAAAUGCGUGUUGACGAUGAACAUAAGCAAUUAGUUGCACAAAUCGUACAAAACGUCAUAUCAUUAGGCUCCCUGACUGUCGAGGACUAUUUGAGUAGCGUCACAUCAGAAUCCAUGAAGUAUACCAUUUCGUCACUCUUCGUGCAAUUAUGUGAAAUGGGAUAUCUUAUUCAAAUAUCGAAAUUACAUUAUACUCCGAUUGAAGACCUGUGGCAAUUCUUAUUCGACAAGCAUUAUAACACAAUCCCCAGAAACUCUCCCUUAUCGGAUUUGAAGAAAAGAUCUCAAGCGAAGAUGAAUGCAAAGACCGAUUUUGCAAAAAUUUUGAGUAAACCAAACGACCUUUCACAAAUCUUAACCGUUGACACCAAGACUUCAUUGAGGGUCGUUAAGUCUACGGUCUCCUUAACUAUUAAUUUAGAUAGGUUUAUGAAGGGUAGAAGAUCCAAACAAUUGACCAAUUUGGCCAAAACGAGAGUCGGAUCCAUUACAGCUCAGGUUUACAGCAUUGCAUUAAGACUCACAGAGCAAAAAUCUCCCUGCAUUAUAGAUCCAUUAACUCAAACAGGUCUUUUACAGGAUUUAGAUGAGGCAAAAUCGUUUCAGGAAGAACUAGAGCUCAUUGAGGAAAAGACGCCAGGUUUAACCUUUAACGCUAUUGACUUGGCAAAGCAUAUCCCUAAAGAAUUGGACCUGCGCGGCAGCUUAGUAACCAAGAAGCCCUCUGACAAUAAGAAACGUUCCGGUUCGAACUCCGCUCAACCACCAGCAAAUAAGAAACUGAAAACUGAAGAUGGAUUUGCCAUUCCUGCGCUACCUGCUGGCAUACUCAAAUCUGUUCCAGAUAGUGAAGAAGGAGAACAAGGAGGAGAACAAGAAGCCGAGGACGACGAUGAAUUGGAUGCAGAUAUGGAAAAUCCGCACUCAGCUUCGUUAAUAAAUAGCCAUUUGAAAAUCUUAUCAUCAUCAAAUUUUCCAUUCCUAAACGAAACAAAACCAGGUGUUUAUUAUGUUCCGUAUAGUAAAUUAAUGCCAACUUUAAAGUCAUCUGUUUAUGAAUAUAUUAUUGCCUCCACACUAGGUCCAUCCGCUAUGCGUUUGAGCCGUUGUAUUCGUGAUAACAAGCUAGUCUCUGAAAAAAUUAUUAAUUCAACUGCAUUGAUGAAGGAAAAGGAUAUAAGAUCGACAUUAGCAUCUUUGAUUAGAUACAACUCGGUGGAAAUCCAAGAAGUUCCAAGAACUGUCGACAGAUCUGCUUCAAGGGCAGUUUUCUUAUUCAGAUGCAAAGAAACACAUUCCUGCAAUUUCAUGAAGCAAAACUUGGAGUGGAAUAUGGCAAAUUUGCUUUUCAAGAAGGAAAGAUUAAAACAAGAAAACUCCACCUUAUUAAAAAAGGCAAAUAGAGAUGAUGUUAAGGGAAAAGAGAAUGAGCUUUUACUACCAAGCGAACUGAAUCAAUUAAAGAUGGUCAAUGAAAGAGAGCUAAAUGUUUUUGCACGUUUGUCGAGACUAUUAUCACUUUGGGAAGUUUUCCAAAUGGCAUGA
This is a messenger RNA of Saccharomyces eubayanus, 1971 nucleotides long. It is a transcript of the gene RPC82, whose product is annotated as DNA-directed RNA polymerase III subunit C82. The coding region runs from base 1 to 1971 and encodes 656 amino acids. Gene Ontology annotation, cellular component: RNA polymerase III complex. Gene Ontology annotation, molecular function: single-stranded DNA binding. Gene Ontology annotation, biological process: DNA-templated transcription. The transcript has a single exon. Lineage: Eukaryota; Fungi; Ascomycota; Saccharomycetes; Saccharomycetales; Saccharomycetaceae. The record is from RefSeq and is a predicted model, not a curated record.